Molecule: messenger RNA, 531 nt
Organism: Trichomonas vaginalis G3
Lineage: Eukaryota; Parabasalia; Trichomonadida; Trichomonadidae
Exons: 1
Coding region: 1-531 (176 amino acids)
Source: RefSeq, a predicted model, not a curated record
AUGAAAUCAAAUUUUACAAAAAAAGACAAUUUCAUUUUCCCAUUCAACUUAUUUGACUGGAUCAAGCUAUACAAUGCUUCAGGAAAAAUAGAAAUUUUCUGCGCCAAAAUUGACGUUGAUGAUGCUAUUCUAUUUUGCAAAUGGCUUCCAAUUAUCUACUACGAUGUGAUUGAAGACAUCUAUCAGAGAUAUCAAUUAAUUAAAAAUAAUAAACAUGUAAUGUCAUCCCUUGAAAUGGACAAGAUGCUGCAAAUAGAAAUUGUUCAUGGGUGCAUGGAUAAGGAUGCUUUAUGGGAAACACAAAUAUCAGAAAUUAUAAUUCAUUGCAUCAACCAUCCAGAUGAAUCUACCAAGAUAAAUUAUAAAGCCCUCAUGGAUGAGAAAAGUACUCCUGAAUCCGAUGUUGAAGUUGACAUCUUGAGUAGUACAGUUAAAUGGGUGAGUAACGCUAAUAUUUCAAAAACAAUGAUAAAUAUCUAUGAUAUUGAACAGCUUUUUUCAGGAUCACCAAAUCUUGAUUUGGAUUAUUAA